AUGACUCAGAGCCCUUUGGAGAAGAUCCAAGUAUUGGAUCAGAUUGAAAAGGAGAUAGUGUUGUGCCUUCAGAGUGCAGGACAGGCACUUCUUGAGCUAAGCAAGGAAAAAUCUAGCCAAAAGAAUGCUGAAAAUCACACUCAACAAUUCCUCAAAUCACUCAAUGCCGUCGAAUCUAAACUGUCUGAGCAGAUCAACUACUUAACUCAAGUCUCUACGGGGCAACCACACGAAGGAUCAGGAUAUGCCGCUGCUAAAGUUCUCCAAAUGGCCUGGCACAGGAUUCACCAUGCACGUUCGAGGAUUCGAGAAUUGGAAGAGUCAAAGACAAAAUAUUUGCAACUUUCCAAUAGGCAGCAGACCAACUAUCCCAACGGAGGAAAUACCCAACAAGGAAGCUCAAAUAUUAUAUGAAAUGUUUAUUUAAAGAAGAUACAAAAUGUUACUUUGCAACACCCA
This is a messenger RNA of Lutzomyia longipalpis, 459 nucleotides long. It is a transcript of the gene MED11, whose product is annotated as mediator of RNA polymerase II transcription subunit 11. Gene Ontology annotation, biological process: regulation of transcription by RNA polymerase II. The record is from RefSeq and is a predicted model, not a curated record. Gene Ontology annotation, molecular function: transcription coregulator activity. The transcript has a single exon. NCBI's taxonomy places the organism in Eukaryota, Metazoa, Arthropoda, Insecta, Diptera, Psychodidae. The coding region runs from base 1 to 414 and encodes 137 amino acids. Gene Ontology annotation, cellular component: mediator complex.